Messenger RNA from Menidia menidia (Atlantic silverside), 537 nucleotides. The record is from the annotation of a GenBank genome assembly. Lineage: Eukaryota; Metazoa; Chordata; Actinopteri; Atheriniformes; Atherinopsidae.
UUGCCUGUCACCCUCCAGGAGGAGCCCUUUGUGAUGGUGUCAGAGAAUGUGCUGGGGAAACCAAAGAAGUACCAAGGCUUCUCCAUCGAUGUGCUGGAUGCUCUGUCCAACUACCUUGGAUUUAAAUAUGAGAUCUAUGUGGCCCCUGACCACAAGUAUGGCAGUUUGCAGCCCGACGGUCAGUGGAAUGGACUGAUGGGUGAACUUGUCUUUAAGCGAGCUGAUGUGGGACUCUCUGCUUUGACCAUCACGCCUGAGCGGGAGAGUGUUGUAGACUUCACCACACGCUACAUGGAUUAUUCAGUGGGCGUUCUGCUGCGCAAGGCCGAGCGCACGGUGGACAUGUUUGCCUGCCUGGCACCUUUCGACUUGUCGCUGUGGGCGUGCAUUGCUGGUACUGUGCUUCUCGUUGGUAUCCUGGUGUACUUGCUCAACUGGCUCAACCCACCACGGCUACCUAUGGGAUCCGUGUCUUCAACCACUCUGUACAAUUCCAUGUGGUUUGUGUAUGGCUCCUUUGUACAGCAAGGUAAGUGA